AUGAGAACCAUCAGCACCUUAGUCUUCCUUGCAGCUCUUCUCGCCCUAGUGGCUGCUGAACAGAGUUCUGGUAGCAAGGCCAGAAAGGAAAGUGCUCUCUCCAAGAUUGUGCCACGACUCCUGUGGAAUCUUAAGCGCGGCGACCAGGAAAGCCACCGAAACUCCCAGCAACCCAUCAUCAUUGUCCAGCAGCCCAGCAAGCACUCCGAUUACGACGAGGACAGGCACUAUCACCACCACAGACCACACUAUCCCUACUAUCCGUACUACCCACCACCACCACCACCCACUCGUCCUCCUCCGCCACCAUAUCCAGGCAUGGAGUACUUGAACAAUUCCGGUGGCGGACCCACCUUCCUGGUCAUCAACCCCAACAAUAUGCAAGGCAUCUACCUGCCAGCCUCCAGUAGCAAUAGCUCCAACUCGACCUCCGCCCGCCGCAGCGCCUUCGUGCCUUCGAUCGCCGAUCUGCUGCAGGGCCUUAGCCUGGAAGAUCUCUCCGAUGGCAGCCUGUUCGAGGAUGACUCCGAUGUGGUCGAAGCAGCCGAGGACGGCACCGUGGAGCUGGCUGCCGAGUCUAACGGAACUCCGUCGCUGGCUAAUGAUGAUCGCGACGAGGAUUUGGUCUCCGAGGAGGAUAUCGAAGCACUCGAUCGCCAGAGCAACCGCGGCGUGAGUCCCAAGCACCUGGUAUCGAUCCUCAUGCAGGACAAGCGGCGUCGCCGCAUCCAGGAGGUCCUGGCCGGCAUUUAUAUGAGGAACUACAACCUAAACAGAAAGUAG
Drosophila serrata is the source of this 783-nucleotide messenger RNA. RefSeq lists its product as uncharacterized. NCBI's taxonomy places the organism in Eukaryota, Metazoa, Arthropoda, Insecta, Diptera, Drosophilidae. The record is from RefSeq and is a predicted model, not a curated record.